AUGGAGGGUCUGCUUUGGAAGUGGACAAAUUACAUGAGUGGUUGGCAGCCACGGUGGUUUGUAUUGGAUAAUGGUGUGUUGUCAUAUUACAAAUCACAAGAGGAUGUAAUCAAUGGGUGUAAAGGCUCACUACAGAUGGCUGUCUGUGACAUAUCAGUACACAGUACUGAUCAUACUAGACUCGACCUGAUCAUUCCACAUGAACAGCAUUUCUACAUCAAAGCUUCAUCUCCACAUGAACGUCAAAGAUGGCUGGUUGCCAUGGGAACAUGUAAAGCAUCCUUGACGAAUGGCAGGCCAUCAGAGGAAAUGGGCGAGAUAUCUGCCGACAUUGUCCGGACAAAGAAGUCAGAGUUAAGACUGUACUGUGAUCUUCUGAUGCAGCAAGUUCACUCAGUGAAGAGUGCUGUCCAGGAAAGUCAACCAGAUGUCAAGAAGCUGGAUGAGGCAACAUCUCUCCUUGGUGCUACUUGUGAUACAUUCAUUCAGACUUUGGAUGAUUGCAUGAAAAUAGCCAACGCCAGCAUUGCUUACGAAACAUCGCCAAAACCAGUACGAGAUGUCCAACUUAUGUUACCUCAAAAACCCCUUAAAAAGGGGGAGAGAUUGUCUACAUCAGGACGACCCCUGUCAGCAGAGUCCAAAUCAAUGAAAACUUCUCCACUUCCCAGAGAUGGUUUGCCAUCUUUUCCGAAAAGUUCAAAUCGCAGACGAACUGCGUCAGAAAACUCUUAUUCUGAUCAAUCCUUAUCUGAUCAUUCAAGUGACGCAAACAGAGACAACACAGAAAAUGAUCAUAAAAAUUCAAGUGCAAGACUGACUGUCACCAUAGAAAACAAUUCCCUCAGCAAGCCAUUGACUUCUGGUUCUCCACAUUCUUUUGUACCAAAAACAAAUGUGAAUUCUGGACUGGAUUAUGAUUCAAAAAGGACAGAAAAUGGAAUUUCGUCUCUUGAGAAAUCCAGUUUGAAGUCACUGUCAUCUACAAGCAUAAAUAGUGAAGAAGAAUUUAAAGAUGCUAUAGAUGCAAAAGUUCCUACGUUUUUCUCCGCAAUGAAUCCUAGUUUUAUGGAUAUCAGAUUUGAAGAAGAUGCUGGUAUACCUGUUGAACCAUUCCUGGGAAGCUGUCGCUCUCUUGUGCCUAUAUUUGACAAGUUCAAUGCCACAACAUUUGCUCCUGUUAAAAUGGAUUUUCAGGGAAAUAUACGUAAAAUACAGCAAAAAUAUUCUACAAAGCCGGGUGAAUUCAGUACAUUACAGCGAAUUGUGCUGUUUGAGAUACAAAGUAAACAGCACCACAUAUCCAGCUCAGCCACUGUAGCAUUACUGUGGAUGAAAAGAGGCCUGGAGUUUAUUCGGGAGAUAUUUAAGGAGAUGCUUGAUGGACAGCCAGACCUGUCUUUAGCCGUCAACAAUGCCUACAGUCGGACGCUCAAACCAUUCCAUGGCUGGGUAGUACGAGGGGUUUUUGCUGUGGCCGUAAAGGCUUUACCUUAUAAGGAAGUCUUUAUCACACAGCUCAAUGCACCAGGUCACGUGGGUGAGGGAUCUCUCUUCAUCCAGUCUCUCAUGGCUGAUCUCGACAGCUAUUGCACUGCGCUGGACGAAGUGAUCAAGAUCCUCAAAGACUUCUACAAAUCCAAUUCUCUGGACAACGAUGAACAAAUAUGA
This is a messenger RNA of Ylistrum balloti, 1671 nucleotides long. Its product is annotated as pleckstrin homology domain-containing family A member 8-like. Gene Ontology annotation, cellular component: cytoplasm; membrane; cytosol. Bases 1 to 1671 code for a protein of 556 amino acids. Gene Ontology annotation, molecular function: ceramide 1-phosphate transfer activity; ceramide 1-phosphate binding. Lineage: Eukaryota; Metazoa; Mollusca; Bivalvia; Pectinida; Pectinidae. The transcript is spliced from 12 exons. The record is from RefSeq and is a predicted model, not a curated record. Gene Ontology annotation, biological process: ceramide transport; intermembrane lipid transfer.